CCAAUUCAUCAUUCUCUAUGAUCUAACUAGUUUUUCAAUUGCUUUCUGUAGCUACGUUGAUUCAUUUUUCAUUUUUUAAAAAUCAUAAAAACGAGCAUUUAGCAUGUGAUCGUUGUUUACGAUCUGGAAUUUGAGAAUUUUAAAAUGUUGUGUGCACUCACAUUUCAUCCUAAAACUCAUAAGCCUGUUUUGUUUUGUUAAUUUGGAGGUGAAUUUGCUUAGGCGCACAUUUAAUUGUAAAAAUAUGGCAUUGGAAGCCAUAGCCGGGCUUAAGAAGCUUCUGAGUGAGAAGGUGGAAUUGGAGGGCGCCGCAGCCACCAAGGUUAAUCAGAUGUUGACGGAGCUGACGGCAAAGUCGGCCUUGGACCCGCUCGCCAGGCUUCAGGCCGGCUUCCAGCAUUUCAAGAAGGAGAAUUAUGAGAAAAAUCCUGCUUUGUACGAGGAACUAUCCCAAGGCCAAACUCCAAAGUUCAUGGUAUUUGCCUGCUCUGACUCGAGAGUAUGCCCUUCCCACAUACUGAAUUUCCAACCUGGGGAGGCUUUUAUGGUGCGAAAUAUUGCUAGCAUGGUUCCACCAUAUGAUCAGAAGAAAUACUCAGGAGUGGGAGCUGCAAUCGAAUAUGCAGUGAUUCAUCUGAAGGUGGAGAAUAUAUUAGUGAUUGGGCACAGCUGUUGUGGAGGUAUAAAGGGCCUCAUGUCCAUCCCAGAUGAUGGGACCAUUCAGAGUGAUUUCAUAGAAGAAUGGGUGAACAUCUGCAAGGUGGCUAAGGCGAAGGUGCGGAUAGAAUGCAAAGACUUGGAUUUUGGAGAACAAUGCAGUCAUCUUGAGAAGGAAGCAGUGAACGUGUCGUUGGGUAACCUAUUAACCUAUCCAUUUGUAAGGGAAGGUGUGGAGAAGAAAACUCUGUCGCUUAAGGGAGGGCACUACGACUUUGUCAAGGGAGCCUUCAAGCUCUGGAACCUCGACUUCAACCUGUCUCCUUGUCUAUCACUAUGAGCCAUACCAGCAUUGUUAAUUCAUGAUUCUUCAGAUCAAAUGUUGUAAUUUCUUGGUGUUGAAUAAAAUGAGUUUUUACUUUCAAAAUGUGUGCAUUGUGUAAACUGUAAAGUGACUUGUAAUAACAAGGAAAUGAGUUUUGAAAUGAGAUUCAACUUUUAUGCA
Molecule: messenger RNA, 1162 nt
Organism: Salvia hispanica
Lineage: Eukaryota; Viridiplantae; Streptophyta; Magnoliopsida; Lamiales; Lamiaceae
Product: carbonic anhydrase 2-like
Biological process (GO): carbon utilization
Molecular function (GO): zinc ion binding; carbonate dehydratase activity
Source: RefSeq, a predicted model, not a curated record